Molecule: messenger RNA, 1155 nt
Organism: Penicillium canariense
Lineage: Eukaryota; Fungi; Ascomycota; Eurotiomycetes; Eurotiales; Aspergillaceae
Product: Glucose N-acetyltransferase 1
Exons: 3
Coding region: 1-1155 (384 amino acids)
Molecular function (GO): glycosyltransferase activity
Source: RefSeq, a predicted model, not a curated record
AUGGCGAUCAAAAGCUCCGCAUUCCCCUAUCGCCGGGGAUCCAAUACUUCGGAGAAGGACUUUUUCGACAUUCCCGAUGAGCCAAUUCUGUCCGUCGCCAAGCGGCAGCUACGCCACGUCCGCACCUGGGUCGUCGUGCUGGUGUUAUUCUUGUUGAUCAAGUGGAUGCGCCGUACUCCGCUUCCUCCCCUGCCGCUCCCCCAUAUUCAUUACGAUGAAGUUGAUUGGUCGCGCUUUGCGUAUACACAAUAUGCGACUAGUGAGACUUAUCUCUGCAACUGUGUCAUGGUGUUUGAGGCCCUGCACCGGCUGGGGUCUCGCGCGGACCGUUUGCUGUUCUACCCGAAGGAGUGGGAUCUGGUGAUCGAGGACGAUACAGACCGCAUUAGCCAGCUGUUGGUGCUGGCCAAGGAACAGUACAAUGUGCAGAUGGUGCCGGUCACCAUCGAAGGCAUCAUGGCGGAGUCGGCUGGCGGAGGAGAGUCUUCCCAGUCCUCCUGGGAUACCAGCACCGCCAAACUGUACGCUUUCGGCGUGGUCCAGUACGAUCGAGUCAUCCAUCUCGACUCCGACAUGAUGCUCUUGCAGCCCAUGGAUGAGCUGUUUUUCCUUCCCCCCACCACCAUUGCCAUGCCCCGGGCAUACUGGCUCUUGCCCGAGACGCAAACCCUCUCGUCCCUUCUCGCCGUCAUUGAACCGUCCUACCGCGAAUUUACCUAUCUGAAAGAAGCGGUCAAGCCGGCGAUCUUCGGUCAAAUCAAUAUCACCAAUAGCCGGUACGACAUGGAGAUCCUCAACAGUCGUUACGGGGACAAUGCUCUCGUCCUCCCACACCGACAGUACGGUCUGAUUUCAGGAGAAUUCCGCACCAAGAAUCAUCGCAGGUUCUUGGGCACCGAGCACGAGCAGUGGAAUCCUGACAAGGUGUUAGCGGAGGCCAAGUUUGUGCACUUUUCUGACUGGCCGUUGCCCAAGCCUUGGGUGAUGUGGCCCCAGGAACAGCUGGCCGCGCUGCAACCCGCAUGCAACCAAAAUCCAGGGACUCCGCAAGAGAGCGAUUGCCGCGAUCGCGAGGUCUGGAAGGAGCUCUACGAUCAGUUCCGGCGAAAGCGAAAGGAUGUUUGUAAGCUGCUGAGCUUCCCCGCUCCAAUUUGA